AUGCCCCCAAUGCACUGCACUACGCUGUGCUGGCUGGUGCAGUACUACCAGUGCGCCGACUGGCGCGCGGGGUGCGCGUCGCCGUGCGUGGCACGGGAGGCUCGAGAGGCGCGGCUGUCGGUCAACCCCACGGCGCGGUGGGCGCCGCAGAAGCUGCUGCCUCGAAAGGCUGCGGGCAUCGCGGCGGCAAAAGCGCCCGCCCUCUGCUUUGCUUUCGCCCGCGUUUUACGACAACUUUCGGUUUAUCAUAGCUGCCGAACUUUAGCUCGCUGUUUCUUUAUACAUUAUAGGCGUCUGCAAGCCGCGUAUUCUCGUAUUAUCGUCGAGUAA
Messenger RNA from Emiliania huxleyi CCMP1516, 330 nucleotides. RefSeq lists its product as hypothetical. The record is from RefSeq and is a predicted model, not a curated record. The transcript has a single exon. Lineage: Eukaryota; Haptophyta; Isochrysidales; Noelaerhabdaceae. Bases 1 to 330 code for a protein of 109 amino acids.